CUACAGCAACGCAGCGGGGCAAGACGAGAGAGACGGGACACCGAAAUGGUCGAAGAACUGGAAAAGGCCCAGAAGGCCCUCCGGGACAUGGACUACGAUUCCGUGUCCGAGGACGGGGACGGGGACGACCGGGAGGCGGCGGGCCUCCGCUCCGGCGGCACGGCGACCGCUGCAUCGCCCCCACGGGCCCGUCCUUUGGACCGGUCCCACCCCUCCUCGCAYCUUCCCUCCCCGGACGUGUCGCCGGCAUCGGCGUCCACGCUGGAGCGSUUCCUGUCCUCGGAAGACGACCAUGGGAAGGACGCAAGGGGAGAGCCCUUCCGGAGCGGCGCCGYCGGUCCCCCCGGGCAGCCUUCGUUCGGUGCGCCCGCCGCCCUUUCGAUCGAAAUGCCCCAAGCGAAGGCAAGCCCGGCCGCGGACCCAAACGCAGCCCCUCCGGCGUUGCCGUCGUCUUCCACUUCCAAGCUGUACACGAAAAUCCCGGCACCGAACUCCCUCUUCGACGACGACGAUUCGAUGGCGGCCGUAGAGCUCCAGACCUUUGGCAACGGGGCGGGGGAUGGUGUCGUCGACGUCGACAUGGACAUGGACGUCAACAUGGACGUCAACAUGGACACCAAUGGCAACGCAAGUGGCAACUUCAUUGGCAACUUCAUUGGCAACGCCAGUGGUAAUCACGAGACGAACCCAUACGCCGAGAACGAUAGGACGCAUGCGAGCACUCACCAACCCGGAACCGCGGGCUACCUCGAGAUGGAGGAAGAACCGCCCCGAAGCGUUCACCACGAACGCAAUGGCAGAAACUCCGUGGUUGUGGGCGAAUCGAUAAAAACCGACUCUGGGUUGGUGUUGACCCAUCGCAAGAUUGCUGCUGCUGCUUCUUCUUCUUCUUUUUCCGCGACGCAUCGAAACCAACAAAAAAAMCAGCAACACCGGCACCGAGCACACGACGACAAUCCGCUCCCGCAGCAAAGAGUCUUUCGAGAGACACAGCAGGACUACUUCGAGGCAGAGAACGGUAUCUUUCGUGGAUGGAACAGGGAGAACCCGACCUUUCGGCAGCGAAAGGAGGGUGGGAAUCACUUCGGAGGGUACUCGGGAUCCCUCGCCGGAGGAUUUGGAAGCGGGACCAGCGGAAGGAACUCGAUGGUCGUGGUGCAGGCGAAGCGCCUCCUCUCCUACGUCCGAAUCUGGGUGGUGCUCUUCUCGCUGAUCGCCCUGUCCAUGACGGGGGUCUUCUUUCAUUCUUUGGGACGCCAGGACGAUCCCAAAUCACUCGUCACCAAGACCGAUGCGGCGCUGUCGUCCUCCUCCUCACCGAACAGCAUCGAGGCGGGUGCGGCCGUGCUGCUGCCGGAUCCUGCCGUGGAGAAAAUCCUGCUGCUGCCCCUGCCAGGCAUUUCGGAGCGGGGCUCGCUGCCGGUGCGACAGCAACAGCACCAACAAACCCAGCAACAAGCCCAGCAACACUUCCAGCCGUAUCACCCGAGACGACUGCAGAUGCUUCGGGAUCGCGACGGAAACAGAUCCGGAGAUCCGGACGACACGGACAACCGAUUUAUCCCACACCUGCGUCGGGAGUUUGAACGCUGGAUGCGCCAGCACUCCAAGGCCUACCAUUCCGAUGAAGAGAAGGAACGCCGCUUUUCCAUCUGGUCGCAAAACCACGAACGGACCGCCGAGAAAAACCGGCGCCACGGCCCCUGCACCCUCACCAAGCAACACGUGUUUGGCUCCAACCACUUCAAGGACCUGGCCCCGGAAGAGUUCCGGGCGAAGUUUCUGACGGGGUACAAGGGUGCCCACGCCGAUGUCCUAGAGGAGAAGCUCGGGGCCAUGUCACCGGGCGAGCGAAAACUCAGAAAGGACGCCGGCAUCGGCGUGGUGCUCGAUCCAAAACUGCACAAAGUGGACUACCACGAAUCGGUUUUGCGGAAGCAGCGGCAUCUCAAACAGGAAACCUCGUCGUACAAACCAAAGGUGAUGACCGCCUCGSCGAUGUACUGCAAGUGGUACGACGCCUCCUGCAUCCUGCGCUAUAUAUGGCUCUCCACGGGCAUCCAGUUCGGAAUGAUCGGAACGAUGGAACCCAAGUUCGACGCCGAUGCCUUUCCGAACUCGGUGGACUGGAGAGAUUCCGGGGCAGUGACCUACGUUCGAACCCAGGGCGAAUGCGGCGCCUGCUGGGCCAUUACCGCCGUCGAGACGGUGGAAUCGGCGUACUUUCUCGCMACGGGCACCCUCUACACGCUCUCCGAAUCGGAAAUCAUCGUGUGCGACGACUCGUGCGAGAUGUGUUCCGGCGGAUGGCCCCAGAACGCCUUUGAGUGGGUCAUGGACCACGGGGGCCUCCCCCUCCAGAACACGCUGCCCUACGAUUCGUACACGCUCAUCGCCCUGACGGCGGGCGCGGAGGGAGACAGCGAGUACUACAGCGAGGAAGCCCUCGAGUCCUACCGGAACCAGGUCUGCCCCGCCAGCGACGCCGGCUCCCACGACGGCUCGGGAAGCAACGACGAGUCCUAUUGGGGCAACGGCGCCGAGAACAAAAACUACGCGGACUACUCCGACCAGGGCCGCUACGGGAACAUCCGGGGCUACGGCUACGCCACCGACCGCUGCCUGUGCUACACCGAUGGGUCGGGCUGCGACUGCGACGACCAGGACGAGGACACGGCGGUCCGAAACAUUGCCACGUACGGGCCGGCGGUCGUCUGCCUGGAGGCCUCGACCUGGCAGGACUACUCGGGGGRAAUCAUGACGGACGAGAUCGGCUGCGGCCACGAGUUCUCGGACAUGAACCACUGCGUCCAGGUCGUGGGAUACGCCUUUACCGACGACUCCGAUUGCGGCGAAGGCGAUGCCGGCGACGAAGGCGAAGGCAAGGACGCGAACUGCGGUGGCGGCAGCAACGACGGGUCGGGAAGCGGGAGCAACAGCGGGAGCAGCGAUUCCCGGGAGGGAUACUGGAUCGUCCGGAACCAGUGGGGCUCGAGCUGGGGCAUGAACGGCUACGCCUAUGUGGCCAUGGGAGGAAACACGUGCGGCAUACUGAACGACAUGACGGUUGCCUAUGCAUAGAAACCACCGCACAAUGAUUGCACAGUAAUGACACAGUAAUUGCACAAUAAUUGCAAAAUAAGUAU
This is a messenger RNA of Pseudo-nitzschia multistriata, 3146 nucleotides long. Lineage: Eukaryota; Bacillariophyta; Bacillariophyceae; Bacillariales; Bacillariaceae. The record is from the annotation of a GenBank genome assembly.